Penicillium mononematosum is the source of this 831-nucleotide messenger RNA. RefSeq lists its product as uncharacterized. NCBI's taxonomy places the organism in Eukaryota, Fungi, Ascomycota, Eurotiomycetes, Eurotiales, Aspergillaceae. The transcript is spliced from 2 exons. The coding region runs from base 1 to 831 and encodes 276 amino acids. The record is from RefSeq and is a predicted model, not a curated record.
AUGUCAAAGUUAUCAGUGCCGGCUUCGGAAUCGAGCCUGACGACACGCAUCUCAAUGCGAUGGGCAUCAGAGACACCUUUCGAAACCACGGACACAUUGGUGAUCACAGUUGGCGAAUGGUACGUCGAUCUGCGAGUCGAUAAACAGACCGGCAAGAUCGAUUGGGCGCUCGCGGGAGAAUGUAUUCAGGAAAGCAAAGACCCGCGUAUGCUCUCUGUCUUUCUGACUGUCGAUGGGCGCGUCAUCUUCACGCAUGAGAUUGACUCCCACCACAAUUUCAACAUCAGCAACCCGUGUCCAUUUAUCCCGCUCCCCAAUGGAGACGAUCUGGAGACUGGCACUAUGGCUCGACCAGAUGUACCCGGAGCACCGAUGACGGAUUAUGAAGAAGUGUGGAGGUAUCUUCCGUUUCGCGAAGGGCCGGAAGGGCCGGGGCGUGGCCUUUCGUGGAUCUUGGAGUCUGAUGAGGGUGUUCUGGAAGAGGGGCAGCACAAAAUUACCAAGAUGUUUCUAGCGGGAAUUGGUGGCUCGUAUUUGGUCCUCCGUCAGAAGCAAAUCCACGUGGUUAGACGAACACCCCUUGGAGAACGGACUGUUCAAAUCACUGGGGAGGAGGUAAGCACGCGAAGAGAAGAGUGGACGGAUGACCACUGGGAGAUAAAAUAUGCGUUGGGUCCGAACAAUGGUAGUUUGCCUUCAAUGGCUAACGGACUGGGUGUUGACAUGCGAGGACGUAAGAGUGGUGAGAAGGUCACUGUGGGAGGUUGCGACUUCAUUUUGCGUGCAUUUGCUUCUGCGGCCCCGCGGCAAAUCAGACAUUCUCGUCUCUAA